AUGGCCAGCACUGUAUUUCAAAUUUCCGCGCUUCGCGAAAUCGUUCAGCGUUCAUUACCCAAUCUGCGAACUGCUGAGGAUGUCUGUAUUGCGUACGUUGUAGGUGUGAAGGAAGCUAAGCUGUCGGACAUAAUUGGUGAAUCUCUUCAAUCACUUGAUCACUUACCCGUGUGGGUCCUGCAAAUGCUUGUCAUGGUCGUAUGUAUGGCUAUAACCAAUAUCUGCAGCAAUACUGUAACAGCCACGAUAUUUGUUCCGAUAGUUGGGACAUUGGCCGUGGGAAUGGAACACCACCCAUUCUCACUGAUGCUACCAGCCACUCUCGCUUGUUCGUUUGCUUUUGUUUUGCCUGUCGGUACACCUCCAAACGCAAUCGUGUUUGGAUCUGGCAUGAUUAAAGUGAAAGACAUGGUUACCAUUGGCACCAUAAUUUCGAUAGAAUGCCUUCUAAUCACAGUCGCCUACAUGAACAGUGCCGCACACAUCUUUAUGCCAUUGAUGGAAUUCCCAACUUGGGCGCAAUUGAACGCAACGACGAGUGCACCUUGAACUUUUUUAUUCUGAUAAUUUACUUUCUUAGAAUUUUACAAAUCUUGUUAUACGUCAAACUCGGGUCUUAUUGAUUAGCUGGUUUCUACAGCUUGCAUUUGUCAGUCAUGGUUCUCAAUACAGGUCUCACAGAUUCUUUGCACGUAGUGUGUAGAUUUGAAUAUUUUCUGCAAAAUCUCCUUUUAGUAGCUG
This is a messenger RNA of Cylicocyclus nassatus, 741 nucleotides long. NCBI's taxonomy places the organism in Eukaryota, Metazoa, Nematoda, Chromadorea, Rhabditida, Strongylidae. The record is from the annotation of a GenBank genome assembly.